Messenger RNA from Chara braunii, 2669 nucleotides. NCBI's taxonomy places the organism in Eukaryota, Viridiplantae, Streptophyta, Charophyceae, Charales, Characeae. The record is from the annotation of a GenBank genome assembly.
GCAUGGUUGCAUGCUUGAGAAGCUGGCGUGGUCGAUGGCUGGCUAUAUUAUGUAUGCUGCGUGCAUUUUAUGAACACGAGGGUAUGGAGCAGAACAAGCUAUACCAGCUAGCUGGGAGGACCGCAGCCGAUCCGCAAGGAAGGAGUACCACCAGGCCGCGGCAGGUUCCAAAAGAUGCAGAAUGGUUGUCCCGCAAGACUCGCCCAUGGGAGAACUGCCAAUGGAGGAAAACACUCACUCGUGCGUAAUCCCACUUGCUGAAGAAGUGCCGCUGGGCGGCUUGCUAGCAAUUGCUUUCACAGAUGGGGGUAUGUCAUGGGCCUCCUAACGCUCAGUGCUGUGCCACAUACAACACUAAGAUGGCGGCGGUUACAAGAGCGGGGUGGUUGUCGAUGGUAACAAGAGGGGAGGAAUUGGCUUUCCAUCCACUGCUGGCAGGCUGCCAUGUGUCCGCCUCUCUCCGCCCCACAGAUCUGGAUCAGAGUCGCAAAAGCCAGGAGUUGCGCAGAGCUUUCGUCGGGGCUGAUGGUGGUUCGAUGGAAAGGUCUGCCAUCCAAGUCCCUUUCUCUCUGACAUGCUGUGGCCGGCAUUCCAUUGCUGCUGUUAUCGGUAGGGGGAAUGAGCGCGUACAUCAUGUCGUCUAUCGUCAUGCAGGUGCUGUGCCUGGUUGUGCCGUAUUUCGUUCGCACGAGAAAAGGAGCGGCUGGACGGACAGGACACUAUCAAAUGGUGCACGGAGGUGAUAGCGAUUGGGAUGGCAGUGGUCCAGAGUCCGGUUAUCACGGGGAUGCCCAUCCAGUUCUCGCUGUAUGCGGAGUCGCGGCGGUUUGUGUAUUUUUUUGGUGAAGUGCUCGUACCCUCGGGGCGUGGCUUCUGCAUAAGAUCAGCGAUCAGGUCACCUUGGCUGGUUUCUGUUCGGGCUCAUCGGUCAUCAUUUCCAUCAGCAUUUUGAGGGGUUACGCUGAUUCGCCGAGCAUCUUGGUGAGGAACAUGCGGCAGAACGGAGGUUUCACGUAGGGGUCGUCUUUUCUCCUCUUUCUCAUCUUCUUCUUGUUGAUGACAGCGGGGCCAGUUUUUGUAAUCGAGGGACGGAGGAAGGUUCCCGUGGUGUGUUUCAAGGCGAGGGUAAGAGUAGGGCACGCUUCCCCUCCUCCUCUCUACAAUGAGUUGUCGGGGACUCCGACUCAGAUGCCUACAUCCAUUUCAAUAUCGACCCUGGCGGAAUGCAGCCCGUGCUUCUUGCCACCUACCUUCUUAGUGUCCCGGGCUUCUUGCAAGUGCCACUCAGAACCCCUCCGCCCACCAUCCUCGUUCGCGAUGCUCUCAACCCGGUUAACCCGGUCAACCCGGUCAACCCGGUCGACCCGGUCAACCCGGUCAAAGGUGGUCCUUGGCUGUAUUAUUCCUGCAGUUUCCUCCUCAUGUUUGUGAUGAAUCAGCUGGAUAUCAUGGAUCUGCCGAAGGAAAUGGCGGAGUUACCGCAACUUACCUGAGUACCUUGCGGAGAUCGGUGCAAGGGUUCCCGGUGUCCGACCAGGAGUUGCCUCAAUUAAGCAUUUGGGGUUUGUUCAUGCCAGUGCUCCCUUUCAGGCGCUCCUCGCUCUUCUGACGACUGUCUUCGGCCUCGUCGAUCAGCGCUACCGGGCCAUGUACCUGGGACUCACCAUCGGGCUUACGACUUUACGUCUAUGCUCAGUAUUGUGGGCUCGAUUAUCUGGAUGAAGCGUGCUAUCGUCGCUUAAUCAGCAGAUGCCAAGGCUGCAGAAAGUUCUGCGCGAGUAUAGAGUCUGACGUGUUUGUUGUUUUGCAGAAUAUGUGCAAGCGCCAUGUUCUCUGCCGCAAUUCUUUUGACAGCAAUGACCUGAAUUAGGUCAUUCUCACCUCAGCACUUUCCCAUAUGCGUUUGGCCACUAUUUACCACCACAUUCAGCCCAAAAAAGUCCAUGUCUCUACUACUAAUAAGCCCGCCCGCCCUCACUGCGCAACCCCAGUCACCUUCCCUCUUUCUCUUUCCUUGCUCCGCAGUUCGGUAGCCUUCAACCUCCACUCAUCAGUCAUCUUGUGCACACACAGGCCUGCCACAUUGUAAAAAUCAUCGCCACAUUGUGGACAAUAGAGUCAAUACUACUAUUCUCAGCUCGUGUGUACGGGGAGCUACGUCGUUCCCUAUCGUUGCGAGCAUGUCAGGAAAGUAGCUGCAACUUUAACGACGGUAGUAUUGUUCCGGAUAUGCUUCAACCUUGUCAGUCAUCCAGUGAGCACACCUGCUGGGUGAUAAGCUGGGGGGGGGGAGGAAGGGGGAAGAGGAGGAAGGGGGAAGAGGAGGAAGAACCAAGAUAGCGUAGGAUAGGAAAUGUGAGCCGUCUGGCCAAACCAACUUGAAUAUUCUGUCAAGGGACAUGAUCCAACUUGCUUUGUAAUGUCUUUCCGCUGAAGACCACACCGAGCAGUGGAGGGGACAAAGAUUUAUCCCAAGAAAGAAUAUCACCAGUUAAUUGAUUUGUAAAUGCAUGUGCUUGAGCUCUACGUAGAUCCGGCUGAUGAAGUUCAUCGGUGAAGUGUGCCUUCUUGUCCCAAAUGGAUCAUGAAAUUGGCAAUCGCUGGCCCAUAGUGAUGCCGAGCGAUUGAUGGUCCAGAGAGCGGUCUACUACAUAGAGGUAUUAAGUGUU